AUAUUCUGAAAUUGUGGAAUCUUAUCGCGCAUGCACUGAACUGCUCUGCUGGUCAGCUGCGUGCUCGACUCCGCUACUUUUCUCAUCCUAAUCUCCAUCUGCCCCGCGCCGAAACCAAUCAGCAUCGCAAAUGGAGAAGACCCAGUCGGCUGAGACUCCUGAAAUUGGCGGAAUUCGAGAGCGACCCAAGAAGGGCGACGGCUCGAUUUGUGGGUACGAGUCACUCCACCGGCUCCUCGGCGAUAAUCUCAAACCCGAAAUCUUUCAGGAAGUCAGCCGAUUACUCCAGGGGCUAAAUGGAGGCAAAGCACUCGAAUCUAUUGAUCUCCCUGAACCAGCUAUAGCUGUUUCCUUAAAGCAUGACUUUGACCUUCAGGCUUUCCACUUUAGUGCUGACAAAGAGCUGCUGAGAGAACCUCGAAUUGUCAGGGUUGGUCUAAUCCAAAACUCUAUCUCUCUUCCAACAACUGCCCCUUUUCUCGACCAGAAGAGAGCAAUUUACAAGAAAUUAGAGCCGAUGCUUGAUGCUGCAGGGGCUUCAGGAGUCAAUAUACUAUGUUUGCAGGAAGCAUGGAUGAUGCCAUUUGCCUUCUGUACACGGGAAAAGAGGUGGUGCGAGUUUGCAGAACCCAUAAAUGGAGAAUCAACACAAUUUCUUCAAGAAUUUGCUAAAAAGUAUAAUAUGGUCAUUGUGAAUCCAAUCCUUGAGAGAGAUAUUAAUCAUGGAGAGACUAUCUGGAACACUGCAGUCGUGAUUGGACAUAAUGGAAAUAUUAUUGGGAAGCAUCGGAAGAACCAUAUACCAAGAGUUGGAGAUUUUAAUGAGAGUACGUAUUAUAUGGAAGGGAAUACAGGGCAUCCUGUGUUUGAGACGGCUUUUGGGAAGAUAGGGGUUAAUGUAUGCUACGGGAGGCAUCACCCCCUGAAUUGGAUGGCUUUUGGGUUAAAUGGUGCAGAGAUUGUUUUCAAUCCUUCUGCAACCGUUGGUGAAUUGAGUGAACCAAUGUGGCCUAUUGAGGCACGAAAUGCUGCAAUUGCAAACAGCUACUUUGUUGGGUCCAUAAAUCGGGUCGGAACAGAGACCUUCCCGUACCCAUUCACUUCAGGCGAUGGGAAGCCACAGCAUUCUGACUUUGGGCACUUCUACGGGUCAAGCUACUUCUCAGCACCCGAUGCUUCGUGCACUUCAUCUCUUUCACGACACAGAGACGGGCUCUUGAUCUCAGACAUGGACCUUAACCUCUGCAGACAGCUUAAGGACAAGUGGGGUUUCCGGAUGACUGCUCGAUACGAGCUGUACAAUGAGUUGCUAGGUCGGUAUCUAAGGCCCGACUUUGAGCCCCAAGUCAUCUCUGAUCCUUUGCUGCACAAGAAAUGUUGAAGUAAUCAUGGAAGGAACAUGUGUGGCUUGUGUGAUGAACAAACCGUGGGAUGAAUAAUUAAUGGCGGAAAUAAGUCUCUCUUGUAAUAGCAGGCUUUUGCGUACCAUCUCAAUAUAUAAAAUUAGCAUCAUGUAUUCGGACGUUUCGAAUGGGACCUGGACUGAUAGGAUAGUUCAUUCCUCUAA
Punica granatum (pomegranate) is the source of this 1567-nucleotide messenger RNA. The record is from RefSeq and is a predicted model, not a curated record. NCBI's taxonomy places the organism in Eukaryota, Viridiplantae, Streptophyta, Magnoliopsida, Myrtales, Lythraceae.